GAUAGCACAGGGUGUACAUACACACAAACGGAUGGCUCCACAGGACAUUCAGAAGCACUUCAAGUACAGGAAUGUGUGGUUUGGAAUGCAAAAACGAAACAAAGUUCACGUGACAGAAUUAAAGUCAAAGUCGCCAGCUACGUUUCAAGACUCGCUACGAGCGACACUCAUCAUUGGCCAGGCGUUCUCUUUGAUCCCUGUUAUUGGGAUCUUCAGCAAGACUUCUGACGUCAGGUUCACAUGGUUAUCAUGGAAGUGUUUAUACCUCUUGCUAUCCUUGACUGGGCAGGUUUUCAUAUCAGUAAUGUGUAUACACAAAGUUGUUCACUCCCAGACCUCUCUCAAUGGAACAACUCCAAUAAUAUUCUACAGCACGACCUGUAUCACGAUGCUUGUGUUCCUGCAAGUUGCUAGAAAGUGGCCAGAUUUGGUUCAGUAUACAUCCAAGAUCGAGGAACUUGAUCCGAGCUAUGAUACCAAGCUUGCAUACAAAUGUAAUGGGACCUGCGCAGUUGUUUUGGCUCUGGCUUUAUUAGAACACAUACUAUCAUUAUUGUCAGCAUUUGCUGGUGCCAUGGAGUGCUAUCCAGAUCUCAGUCUAUAUGAAGGUUUUGUUAAGCAUUUCUAUCCUUGGGUCUUCAACUUUCUACCUUAUUCACCACUAUUAGGAAUUGUAACACAAUUUCUCCACUUCCAAUCCACUUUUAUAUGGAACUUCUCUGAUUUGUUCGUGAUAUGUAUGAGCUACUACCUGACGUCACGCCUCGAGCAUGUUAAUAUGAAAUUGCUUGGAGCCCAGGGCAAGUAUUUGCCUGAAGUAUUCUGGCGUAACACAAGGGAAGAGUACAGCCGUGCUGCGCAACUAGUUCGCAAAGUUGAUGACGUCAUCAGUGGUAUCGUCUUCAUCUCCUUUGCUAACAAUCUGUUCUUCAUUUGCUUGCAAUUGUUUAAUACAUUGGAGCACGGAAUAAAAGGCACAUCUGAAUGUAGCAGUCGACAACAAGGAGCAACAAUAUUUGGCGGCUACGAAGCGGCGAUAUAUUUCCUGUUCUCGCUGAUCUACCUGAUCAGCCGCUCAGUGGCGGUGUCGCUGAUUGCGUCCCAGGUGAACAGCGCGUCGGACACGCCGGCUCCUGUACUAUAUGAUGUGCCUUCGCCGGUGUACUGUGUUGAGGUGCAAAGAUUCUUGGACCAAGUGAAUGGAGACAAAGUUGCCCUGAGUGGCUUACAAUUCUUCAGUGUAACUCGGAGUUUACUUCUCACUGUAGCUGGUACGAUAGUGACGUAUGAGCUAGUGAUGUUCCAGUUCAACUCGCCUCAACCAUCGAGAAAUAGUACUGCACCAGUUAAUUAA
This is a messenger RNA of Colias croceus (clouded yellow), 1354 nucleotides long. RefSeq names its product gustatory receptor for sugar taste 64f-like. Gene Ontology annotation, biological process: sensory perception of sweet taste; detection of chemical stimulus involved in sensory perception of taste. The record is from RefSeq and is a predicted model, not a curated record. Gene Ontology annotation, molecular function: sweet taste receptor activity. The coding region runs from base 32 to 1354 and encodes 440 amino acids. The transcript is spliced from 11 exons. Gene Ontology annotation, cellular component: membrane. Lineage: Eukaryota; Metazoa; Arthropoda; Insecta; Lepidoptera; Pieridae.